This is a messenger RNA of Mangifera indica (mango), 1243 nucleotides long. RefSeq names its product phosphatidylinositol 3,4,5-trisphosphate 3-phosphatase and protein-tyrosine-phosphatase PTEN2B-like. The coding region runs from base 45 to 1226 and encodes 393 amino acids. The record is from RefSeq and is a predicted model, not a curated record. The transcript has 3 exons. Lineage: Eukaryota; Viridiplantae; Streptophyta; Magnoliopsida; Sapindales; Anacardiaceae.
UAGAAUUCGCUGACUCAGUUUGUCAACAUUCUGCCAAGGCUUCUAUGGUUGAAGAUUCUGCUAAUGUUUCUGAGAAAGCUGCUAACAUUGAACCUCCAGCAGAAGCUUCUAAUGUCGAAGGUCCUUGUGAAGCUUCUAAUGUGGAAGCUCCUUAUCAAGCUUCUCUUGUCGAAGAUCCGCAUAAAGCUUCCAAUGUGGAAGAUCCGCAUAAAGCUUCUAAUGUCAAACCUGCUUCAACCAAUGUUAAUGAGCUAGACAGGGGUGAAUGGGAAUCUCAUCCGUCUAAUUUAUCUGCUGCUUCCAACAUAUCGACUAGGGCUAAUACUGUGAAACUUCCGCAGCCUGUGCCCCCAGAAGAAAGCCCACAUACUGGAAAUGCAGGGAUGUCAAAAUUUGCACGUAUCACUGGUGAAGUUGGAUUGCGUUUACCCUCAAUCACUCCUGUACAGGAUAAAAGUGUCGAAAGCACCUCAAAAAUGGCGCCAGCUAAUUUGCUUGGUUCAUUUACAAAAGGUCUAUUUGACUCAUUCAAGAUAGCAUUAAAAGCUGUGCAGGUCAAGGCACGCCAUAUUGUAUCUCAAAACAGGCGAAGAUACCAGGUUACUUAUCUGUGCACCGGUGCUAGUACUUCAUCAUUUCUAGGGACUUAUAAGGUGUAUGAUCUUUGUUCGGAGAGAUGGUAUGAUGCAUCAUUAUUUGAGGGGAAGGUACUUUCUUCAUGUUAUUGCUUUCAAAUUUAUGUGGAUUGUGUUUUUCUGGUUGCACUUUGUAAAUUGGCAAUUUAUGAUGGUACUUUACCUACAAGAUCUAAACAUGAUUCUUCCAGCAAGAGACCUGACGGUAACUCAAUUUAUGUUUUGGGUACAACUGGUGGGGAUGCAACUAAUUCCAAUCAAUGUGAAGCGACUGGAAAUGAAGACGAUGAUAAUGUAUUCUCGGACAGUGAUGGCAAAGAGACUGGAGCUUCAAAGAAUCAACGAGCUGGUGCUGGUUCUGGUUCUGGAAGGGAAUCUGCAGGCCAGGCAGAGACUGUAUCACAGGGAACUGGGCAGUUGUCUCAGAAGAGUAAGAAACCAACUAAAGAAGCAAAUAUUGAUGGGAUUAGACAGCCUGCAUCAGGCCAGAUUCCACGUAUAGAUUCCUUAGGGGCAAGUGAUAUCAAGGCAAUUGCUGCUGAUGCUUCAGUUUUUAGCUUUGGGGAUGACGAAGAUUAUGAAAGUGAGUGAAUCCUAUACUUGCCUGG